Lycium barbarum (goji berry) is the source of this 660-nucleotide messenger RNA. RefSeq lists its product as uncharacterized. The coding region runs from base 1 to 660 and encodes 219 amino acids. NCBI's taxonomy places the organism in Eukaryota, Viridiplantae, Streptophyta, Magnoliopsida, Solanales, Solanaceae. The transcript is spliced from 3 exons. The record is from RefSeq and is a predicted model, not a curated record.
AUGGCUUCUUAUAGAAUACGAGAUGUGGCUAUUCAAUGGUAUAGCAACUGGAUAUCCUCUAGGGGGAUAAAUGCACCUCUUCCGGUAUGGCAAGAGUUCAUAGAUGCCUUCUUCCGACAUUAUUUGCCACCGGAAGUUCAAUGGGCUAGAGCUGACAAGUUUUUGAAUCUUAGACAAGGGAAUACAAGUGCUCGAGAGCCACAUUCUGGACAGUGCCACUUGGGUUCAGAUGCCUACUAUGGCUGUGGUCAAACUGGGCAUAUGAUACAUGAUUGUUCAUCGAUGGCUGGCAGAGGUAGGGUCCAGCCUACAGGAUCAGCAACUGGUUCUUCAUCAUUGGUACGCCCUGUAAAGCAAGUGGAGGUGAAGAAGCGCCAAUAUGAGGACCCUAUGUUAAUUCAUUACAAAGAUACACUUCCUCAGAAGAAGAAGUCACCAUUUGAGUUUCCUGCAAAUGGAUUUCUCAGGUAUAAAGGCGGAUUAUGUGUUCCUGAUAUUACAGGGUUACGUCAACAGAUUCUGGGGGAAGCUCAUCAUUCCGAUUAUUGUGCUCAUCCAGGAGAAACAAAAAUGUAUCAUCAUCUUAAAUCAAUUUAUUGGCAGUAUGGAAUGAAGAAAGAUAUAGCAGAGAUCGUGGUUCAAUGUCUUAAUUGCCAGUAG